GACGUCAGCUGGCAGCGCCAUCUAUGCUAAAAAUACUGUAAUGGCUUCCAAACUUAGAAAAUGAAUGACGGAGAGGGCCCUGGAUCUCAGCACGCGGGACAGCUAGGCCCAGUGUCAGGGGCAAUGGGGAUGAUGACAAAACAACAGGCAGACGAUGUGGGCCAACGCCCGCAAUAUUCGAUGCCAGGGAUAUUGCAUUUUCUACAAACGGAAUGGGCUCGUUUUGAGAUGGAACGAUCACAAUGGGAAGUGGAGCGUGCAGAGCUUCAAGCAAGAAUAGCCUUUCUUCAAGGAGAGAGGAAAGGACAGGAGAACCUGAAACAGGAUCUGGUCAGGAGAAUCAAGAUGCUGGAGUUUGCUCUCAAGAGAGAGGAUGGUGUAGAUGGGGAAGUGCUACCGUCCGCAGGGAACGUGUCGUGGCGCCAAGGCCGACACCUCCUUAGACAAUAUUUACAAGAGAUUGGAUACACAGAUACAAUUAUUGAUGUGAGAUCAGCCAGAGUUCGCUCCCUUUUGGGACUUCAGGCUCAUGCCGCGGAGAGUGAAGCUGAGGGGGCUCAGCCUGCUAUUGUACAGAUGAACGGAGACGUGUCCAAUAAACGGGUCAAUGAUCAAGGAAAAGCAAGGGGGAAGAAGGUGCCGGCUUCUCUGGUCGACUCUGCCCUCCUUGACAGCGAGGCUUCCGUCUUGGCCACACUCGACUUUCUGGGCCAAGAUGGUGUGGAAGAUGAAGAUAAUCUAAGUGAUGAAGAUGAUGGCUUGGCAGGAGAUGAUGAAGGAGAAGUCAAACACAUAAAGAAACGACCAAAGAUGCAGAACGUGGACAACAUCGCAAUGAUUGACGAUGACACGGAGACAGAGGAAGCCCUGGCUGAGUUUGACUUCCUGGUGGAGGAGGCGGAGAACGGAGCGGGAGAGGCUCAGAGUCAUGGGGACGGACCGGAGUGGGUGCAAAAUGAUAAGGACGAAUGGGAUGUGGACCAGCGACUUAUAGAUAGACUUAAAGACCAGUAUAAGAAGGAGAGAAAGGGAGUUAAGUCAAGACCCAAGCGAUCAGCAUUGCAGCAAAUGUUGGCCAAUCUGGGAUCGGACGAAGACGCUUUCUCCUCCCAGUCCUCCUCAUAUCAGAGUGGCGCCGCCUCGAGUCCCGAGAGGGGAAGUAACUCCCCGGGGUCACCAGGAUCGAGUGGCACGGACGCGGAUGAGAUGGGUAUCCAGGGAGGAACGUCCAUCGCGUUUCCCUCAGAAUCGCGAAAACAGAUGAUUGGUUCGGAUCCGGACGAUGAAAGUUUGGAGGAUCUCGGAGAGUUAGCGGACCUAACGGUGAAUAACGAGGCCGAUCAAAACAAUUACGAUAUAUCAUCUCCUAAGGAGGUUUAUAGGAAAACCUGGAAUGCCAAGUAUACACUACGCAGUCACUUUGAUGGGGUGCGGGCAUUAGCAUUCCACCCUGUGGACCCCGUACUUAUCACGGCGUCAGAAGACCACACCCUUAAAUUAUGGAACCUCCAAAAAACAGUCCCUGCCAAAAAAGCCACUUCAUUAGAUGUAGAACCAGUUUACACAUUUCGUGCACACAUUGGUCCGGUGUUAUGUCUAGCGGUCAGUUCCUCGGGAGAGCAGUGCUUCAGUGGUGGUCAAGAUUCUACAAUCAGAUGCUGGAAUAUACCCAGCUCUAACAUAGACCCAUACGAUUCUUUUGAUCCAAGUGUUUUAAAUUGUACGUUAGAAGGCCAUACAAAUGCAGUGUGGGGGUUGUCUGUACACAGUUCUAAGAUGCAGCUACUGUCGUGUUCAGCAGACGGCACGGUACGACUCUGGAGUCCAGGGCAGAAACCACCUCUCCUACAGAGUUAUACUGCAGAUGAGGCUGAUGGUGUGCCAACUUCAGUAGAUUUUGUUAGAUGUGAUCCAAGCCAAAUGGUGGCUUCCUACUCCUCAUCAAAUACUUAUAUUUACGAUAUAGAGACAGCCAAGCAGGUGCUCUGUAUCGACACCAAAUCAGCCUCAGAAGAUGGGGGUACUAACCAGAUAAACUGUGUGGUGAACCACCCCACCCUCCCUGUCACGAUAACGGCCCACGAGGACCGCAACAUCAGGUUCUUUGACAACACCACAGGAAAAUUGAUACACUCCAUGGUGGCACAUUUAAAUGCUGUGUCGAGUUUAGCUGUAGAUCCCAAUGGUUUAUACUUAUUAUCUGGAAGUCAUGAUUGUUCAAUAAGACUGUGGAACCUAGAUAGUAAAACCUGUGUACAAGAAAUCACCGCCCAUAGGAAGAAAUUCGAAGAGUCGAUACAUGACGUGGCAUUUCACCCGUCAAAGCCGUACAUAGCUAGCGCUGGUGCUGAUGCCCUCGCUAAAGUAUUCGUCUGACAGAGGAGGCGGACUAGAGACAUGAAAUUAUACGGGAACUAGUUCAUCAUCCUUCAUCUUCAGAGUCGUGGCCACGGGGGCUCCUCUGAUGGAAGUAAUCAAAUAUAUCCAGCUAUCGACACAUCAGAGGGCGAUGAAUCAUCUCAGCCAUCGUGAUCCUUCGUUAACUCUACACAAAUCAGUUCUGCCAAACUAUUGAAGGUGUGAGGAUUUAUAAAGGGGUGAUAUUUUGUUGCUUUAUACGGCUGACGACGUCAUGAGCCGGUGUGGCAGCCAGCUUGUGUGAUAAAACUGUGAAAGCUUGUAAAUGGAAUUUGUACCAGCAUGAAUCGUAUACGAGAGAUUAAAUGGAGCCUAUCUGUCAUGAUAUCUCUGAGAAUCUCCAAUAUUUAAAGAGUUCUUGUGUAUUUUUCUUAUUGGAUUUAUUUUUCAUGCUAUAGACAAUAUUUUUUUUGUUUAUUAUCAAGUUCUGUAACUCAAGUACAAAUGCAAAAAGAGCAUUGUUGCAUUGAAGGAUUUUUCUCGGGGAAAGUUUUUGUACUUUACUCUCAUUUAUAUGUAUAAGGCUUGCAGAUCUUCAUGUCCACUGUUUACCAUGCAGUUUCUUUGUGAUAUUUUUCUUCUGCAGAGAUGAAAUUUUUAUAUCAACUAUCUUACAUGUAAAUUUAACAGUGUAUUUAUUAUGAAAUUAUUUAUAAACAAGAACAAUAAUUAUGUAAUAUAAAAAAUGAAUUUUAUUUGACAGAAGAGUGUGUAUAUGUAUGAGUGAGAAUUAUUCAGUUCAUAUCAUUGUAAAUUAAGGCAUCUGUCUACCUUAUGAGGGCGUUGGUGAUUUGCCCUUGGCAGAUCAUCUGCUUGGCAAAGCCAUUGCCAGGGUGUUUGCGAAGUGUGAGAUGGGUGUUUAUUGUCUUGUUAUGUUAAUUUCCAUCAUCAUUCAGAUUGUAGAAAGGAGGUGCAUGUAAUCAUUAAUGACAGUGUUUACUUUAACAUUAAUUAUGGUCAAUCGUUACAAAUACUGAUAGAAAAGAAGAUUGUAUUAUAUAAUUAUAUAAAGAUUAAUAUAUGUCUACCCAUUUAAAUUUAUAGCUACAUGAACAUUUCUUAAGGAGGAAUUAUAGGCAGAAAUAGAACAGUGAAGUUUAUUUUAUUUCCCCCACACAUUACAAAUUGUACAAAACACACGUUGCCAAAAACGUCAAGUAAUAAAUGCAGGUUUUAUAGAGCAAUACAGAUUGUUUGUAAAUUAGUGCUAUUUAAUUUCUUUAAUCCAUUUACUGGCAUAGUUUUAGGCUGUACAGAAUUUUGUAUCAACAAAACACACAACAUUAUGAUAUAGAGAUUUUUAUGAGCUAACAUUCAAUGUUGGACUUCCAUAUUCCGAGUUUAAGUGGAUAUAAUUUUUCCACACUGCAAUAACUAGCCUGCCUCCUGCACGACUGGAAACUGAACAAACCGUGACAUUGUUUGCAGACUGAGAGUAGGUGUGGUGCUGACAUUGUGUACAUAGUCCCUCCCCCAUUGUAUGCCAGUCCUGUAGUUUUGAUCAGGUUGUAUGAUAUGUUUUAAUGUGUGUGUGUGUAUAUUGUCAAUCAGAAUUAUACCACUAUGUAAUGUGCUUGAGGACAUUUAAGGGAUUAUACAUAGUCUAGUGUAGUCAUUAACAAAUCUAAACUCUCCCUCCCUCUCUCUCUCUUUUCUUUCUCAUCUCUUUUGUUGUCUUAAGAUUAAAAAUAAAAACUUGUGAAUGAAUUAUUGAUUAAUGGGGGGUUUCACAUUAUGAUUCUUUUGUGUCAUGCAUUUUUUUCUUGCUUCUGAUGAAUUCUGUGUUCAGGAAAACUGUUGCGGACACUUUAUGGUACAGCCAUCCUCUGUAUACAUAGGCUAAUAAUAAACACAUUUCUACAAGUAUUAA
This is a messenger RNA of Saccostrea cuccullata (small rock oyster), 4288 nucleotides long. RefSeq names its product striatin-3-like. NCBI's taxonomy places the organism in Eukaryota, Metazoa, Mollusca, Bivalvia, Ostreida, Ostreidae. The record is from RefSeq and is a predicted model, not a curated record. Bases 61 to 2376 code for a protein of 771 amino acids. The transcript is spliced from 18 exons. Gene Ontology annotation, molecular function: protein binding.